Molecule: messenger RNA, 1908 nt
Organism: Panthera uncia (snow leopard)
Lineage: Eukaryota; Metazoa; Chordata; Mammalia; Carnivora; Felidae
Gene: SNX11
Product: sorting nexin 11
Exons: 10
Coding region: 854-1699 (281 amino acids)
Biological process (GO): intracellular protein transport
Molecular function (GO): phosphatidylinositol binding
Source: RefSeq, a predicted model, not a curated record
CCGCGGGGACAGAUCGCUGCUCUCCAGUGAGGCUUGAGGGUCCAGGCUGGCGCUUGGGGGUGGGGUUCUCGCUUGACGUUUUAGGGAAGAGGCUGUCUCACGUCCCGGGAUGAAGGCGGGUGCUUGCUCCGGAUCCAAGGAAGGAAUCCCGGCUUUUCCAUUUGUUUUCAAAGUAGAAAGCAUCUUUGCUCUCCACUCCCCAAACUGAAUCGCCAAAGGAGAAGAAGGGUCUUGGGGCCCUUUUGCUCCUAGUUCGUUAAGAAUGGAGAGGGAGUGGUCAGAGUAAAAGAGUUUGGGGACAAUUACCCAAACGGCUAGGGGUAGGAGUAGCGACAAGUAUUUUACGGGGAUGGAGGCGGUUCUUGCUAGAGUGUGGUCGCCUUUGUGAUUUACCUUCCAUGUGUAAGGAGUGGCAAAUUACAAAUGGACAGAAGGAUGGAGUGGAGCUGCUUGGUUGGGAAUACACAGAACUUGGUCAGAAAAGGGAGCAUUCUCUACCACGUGUGGGUGUUUAGGCAGGAGAGCUUUUUGAGUUGCCAUCUGGCACCAAGGGCUCAAGAAUGAGUAAGAAGGGAUAGGAGUCUUGGUGGCUCAAUAUACUUUUAUCACCUGAUGUAAAAUAAAUGUUUUUUCAUUUAUUUUGAGAGUGGGAGAGAGAGAGAAUCUUAAGCGGGGUCCGCACUAUCAGCGCAGAGCCUGACGCCUGGCUGGAUCUCGGGAAUUGUGAGAGCAUGACCUGAACUGAAAUCAGGAGUCAGAUGCUUAACCUACUUGAUUAAGGAGCCAGCCUGGAUCAUUUGUUGGCAGUACAUAUUGGCUGAAGUCAGUUUUCAUUUCAAGAUGUUUUCUUCCAAUGGGCUUUUGCUGUAGGAUGUUGGAAAACCAAGAGCAGGAGGAGGUGAUCACUGUGCGUGUUCAGGACCCCCGCGUGCAGAAUGAGGGCUCCUGGAAUUCUUAUGUGGAUUAUAAGAUAUUUCUCCACACCAACAGCAAGGCCUUUACUGCCAAGACGUCCUGUGUGCGUCGCCGCUACCGUGAGUUCGUGUGGCUGAGAAAGCAGCUACAGAGAAAUGCUGGUUUAGUCCCUGUACCUGAACUUCCUGGGAAGUCAACCUUCUUUGGCAGCUCCGAUGAGUUCAUUGAGAAGCGCCGGCAAGGUCUGCAGCACUUCCUGGAAAAGGUCCUGCAGAGUGUGGUCCUCCUGUCAGACAGCCAGUUACACCUCUUCCUGCAAAGCCAGCUCUCGGUGCCCGAGAUCGAAGCCUGUGUCCAGGGCCGAAGCCCCAUGACGGUUUCUGACGCCAUUCUUCACUAUGCUAUGUCAAACUGUGGCUGGGUCCAGGAGGAGAGGCGGGGUUCUUCUCACCUGGCUAAAGGAGACCAGCCUAAGAGUUGCUGCUUUCUUCCACGAUCGGGCAGGAGGAGCUCUCCCUCACCACCUCCCAGGGAAGAAAAGGACCAUUUCGAGGUUGGUCGCACAGAGGCGGGUCGCAAUAGCUCCUCAGGCUUCCUCCGCAGGAUUAAACACUGUACAGUUGUAAGGGAGGCCGUAUGUUCAGUCCAAUGGGGCGCAAGGGCUUUGUCUGUGCCUGGAGAGAGGGCUCUGGGGAUGGAGGUGAGGAACGACACGCCUUCACACAAUGAGGCAUUCUGCCCUCCUGCUGCCAUAAUUCCUCUCCGUGGAGAGCCGAGCGGGUAGGAGCCGAGUGCCGCUGGCGGUGUGCAUUGCGUGGCACUUAGGUGUGGGUGUGGGUGUGGGUGUGCGGUUCUCCUCUCGCCCACCCCCCCCCUCUGGCCACCGCGCCCUGUCUGUGGGCUCCUUUAACACCAGCCUGUGCUGUGGGACUGUCAUGGCAUUUAGUUCAGAGUUGAGGGGCUUUGGCCUGAAAUAAAAUUCCAAGUAUUUAA